GGAAGUGGCGGGCGGGGACUCAGGGGGGCGUGCAGGUGAGCCGACUGGCAGGGGUUUGCCGGCAUGGCUGAGGCCAGGAAGCGGCGGGAGCUUCUUCCCCUGAUCUACCAGCAUCUGCUACAGGCGGGCUACGUGCGCGCGGCGCGGGAAGUGAAGGAGCAGAGUGGCCAGAAAAGUUUCCUGGCUCAGCCUGUAACCCUUCUGGACAUCUAUACUCACUGGCAACAGACGUCAGAGGUUGGCCAGAAGCGGAAGGCAGAGGAAGAUGCAGCGCUGCAGGCUAAGAAGACCCGUGUGUCCGACCCCAUUAGCAGCUCAGAGAGCUCAGAAGAGGAGGAGGAGGCAGAGGCCGAGACCGCCAAAGCCACCCCAAGACUGGCGCCCACCAACUCCUCGGUUCCGGGGGCAGUUGUGCCAUCAGGCACGAAAGAAAAAGCCAGGGCAAAGACCAAGAAGGCCGGCAAGGUGGUGAACUCCACACCGCAUCCUGCCGCUGGGAAGGCGGUGGCCCACCUUCUGUCUGGGAGGUCACCUAAGAAGUCAGCAGGGCCUUCAGCGAAUACCAUCCUGGCCUCAGAAACUGAGGAGGAGGGCAGUGUCCAGGCCCUCAGAACCCCGGCCAAGCCUGGAAUGGCAUCGGCCAGCCAGGCUGACAGCUCCAGUGAGGAGACCUCCACCUCGAGCGAUGAGACAUAUGUGGAGGUGAAACCUUCAGUAAAACCACCCCAGGUCAAAACCUCAUCAGCCCCUGCCAAGGACUCCCUAGGGAGAGGGGCAGCCCCAACCCCUGGGAAGGCAGGGGAUGUGACACCCCAAGUCAGAGGAGGUGCCCUGACCCUAGCCAGCAAGGCCAAGAAGCCAGAAGAGGACUCGGAGAGCAGUGAGGAGUCGUCUGAGAGUGAGGAGGGGGCCCCUUUGGAGCCGCCCCACCAGGCGAAGGCCUCGGAGAAAAUUGUCCAGGCCAGGGCCGCCUCGGGCCCCGUUAAGGGGACCCCUGGGAAAGGGGCCACCCCAGCACCCCCUGGGAGGACAGGACCUGCAGCUGCCCGGGCCAAGUCAGGGAAGCCAGAGGAGGAUUCAGAGAGCAGCAGUGAGGAGGAGUCUGACAGCGAGGAGGAGCCGCCAGCUGCCAAGACGCCACUUCAGGUGAAGCCUUCAGGGAAGACCCCCCAGGUCAAAGCUGCCGCAGCCUCUGCCAAGGAGUCCCCUAGGAAAGGGGCCCCUCCAGUGCCCCCUGGCAAGGCAGGGCCUACAGCUGCCCAGGCUCAGGUGGGGAAGGGGAAGGGGAAGGGGGAAGAAGACCCAGAGAGCAGCACUGAGGAAUCCGACAGCGAGGGGGAGGCGCCAGCAGCCGUGCCCCUAGCCACGAGCCCUGUUCAGGCAAAGCCCUUGGGGCAAAACUCCCAGGUCAGAGCAGCCUCCGGUCCCGUGAAGGGGCCCCCUCAGAAGGCAGGGCCUGCAGCCACCCAAGCAGGGAAGCAGGAGGAGGACUCAGGGAGCAGCAGCGAGGAGGAGUCAGACAGCGAGGGGGAGGCGCCGGCCCAGGCAAAGUCCUCGGGGAAGAUCAUCCAGGUCACAGCUGCCUCACGUCCUGCCACGGGGCCCCCUCAGAAGGCAGGGCCUGCAGCCACCCAGGGCAAGGCCGAAAAGCGCAAGGACGAGUCAGAGAGCAGUGAGGAGGAGUCAGACAGUGAAGAGGAGGCGCCUGCAGCCGUGGCUCCAGCCCAGGCAAAACCAGCUAUGAAAACACCCCAGACCCAGGCCCCUCCAAAGAAGGGCACCCCCGUUACCCCUGCACCUGCCAAGGUUCCCCCGGUGCGAGUGGGCACACCGGCCCCUUGGAAGGCAGGAGCCUCAUCCUCUCCAGCCUGCGCCUCAUCCCCAGCUCUGGCCAGGGGCGCCCAGAGGCCCGAGGCCUCUUCAAGCAGCGAGGAGUCGGAGAGUGAGGAGGAGACCACUCCUGCCCCACCAGCAGGACAGGCAAAGUCUGCGGGUAAAAGCGUCCCGGUGAAAGCUGCCUCUGCACCCACCAAGGGGUCCUCGGGCCAAGGGGCUGUCCCAGUACCCGCUGGGAAGGCAGGGCCUGCAAUGGCCCCGGCUAAAGCUGAGGUUCAGGAAGAUUCAGAGAGCAGUGAGGAGGAAUCAGACAGUGAGGAGGUGACUGCAGCCCCAGCCCAGGUGAAGACCUCAGCGAAAACCCCACAGACCAAAGCCAACCCAGCUUCCACCAGAACAGCUUCAGCCAAAGGGGCGGCGUCUGCUCCCGGAAAAGUGGCCACUGCAGCAGCUCAAGCCAAACAGGAGUCCCCGGCCAAGGUAAAGCCAACAGCAAGAACCCCCCAGAACAAUGCUGUCUCAGUGAGGGGCCAGGGGUCUGUGGCAACUCUGGGGAAAGCAGUGGCCACGGCAGCCCAGGCCCAGCCGGGGCCAGUCGGGGGCCCACAGGAGGGCUCGGAGAGCAGCGAAGAGGAGUCAGACAGUGACGGGGGAGCCCCUGCUCAGGCGAAGCCCUCGGGAAAGACCCCCCAGGUCAGAACUGCCUCAGCCCCUGGCAAGGGGUUCGCCAGGAAAGGGGCUGCAGCAGUCUCCCCCGGGAAGUCAGGAGCCGUGGCCACCCAGGCCAGGAAGCCAGAGGAGGACUCGGAGAGCAGCAGUGAGGAGGAGUCUGACAGUGAGGAGGAGGAGGCGGUGGCGGCACCAGCCCAGGUGAAACCUGCUGUAAACCACCCCCAGAGCAAGGCCUCCCUGACGAAAGGUGUCGCAGGCACUCCUAAAUCUACCAAGGCUCCCCCGGCACGAGUGGACACACCGGCCCCACAGAAGCCUAGGCCAAUGACUCCUGCCAAGAAGGAGAGUGACUCCAAAACUGCCAGAAGCAAGACCCUGGCCCCAGCACGUCCAGAGAAGAAUGCCAGAGGGUCCUCGGAGAGCAGUGGCGAGGAGCUCCCGGCCAGCCAGGCCAGACAGGGAGUGGAGCUCAGACCGAGUCUGACCCGAGGGUGGAAGGUGGGCUCGUCUGGCGGCCUGACUCCUGGCUCCAUGCGUGCCAGUCCAGCUGGCCCAGCUGCUACCGCCACACAAGCCCCAGCUGCAAACACCCCGAGGAAGGCCCGGGCCUCGGAGAGCACAGCCAGGAGCUCCUCCUCUGAGAGCGAGGAUGAGGAUGUGAUCCCUGCUACGCAGUGCUCCAUUCCCGCCACUAGAACAAACGCGACCACGCUCGUGGCCCACCCAAGGCCCGCUGUCAGAGCCAGCAGCAGUGAGGUGUCCGGUCGGGUGUCGGAAGGCAAGAAACAGGAGGCACCGGUCGCUCAGGUGACAAAGAGGAACCCUGCUCACCUCCCGCUGACUCAGGCCGCCCUGAAGGUCCUUGCCCAGAAAGCCAGUGAGGCCCAGCCUCCUGCUGCCAGGACCCCGUCUUCAAGUGGGGUUGACAGUGCUCUGGGAACACUCCCUGUGACGAGUCCCCAGAGAGCCCCUGUGCAGGCCAAAGUGACCAACAAGUUCAGGAAACCUGAGGUUCCUGUGGUCCAGCAGGCCACGGCCACCCCUGCAGGACGCCCCAGAGCCAAGGCCUCUGAGACCUCCAACGACAGUGAGGACAGCAGCGGCAGCUCUUCAGGGAGUGAGGAGGAUGCUGAUGGGCCCCAGAUGGUCCCCUCGGCCCACAGACUGGGUCCGGCCCCCUCCACAACGGAGACCUUGGUGGAGGAGACCACAGCAGAGUCCAGUGAGGACGAGGUGGUGGCACCCUCUCAGUCUCUCCUCUCAGGUUAUGUGACCCCUGGGCCAACUCUGGCCAAUUCCCAGGCUUCAAAGGCCACUCCCAGGACAGAUCUCGACCCCUCGGCUUCCUCUGCUCCCGCCACCAAAGAUGCCCCAGACGGCAAGCAGGAAGUGGAGCCCCAACAAGUAGCAGGCACCAUAUCCCCUAAAACAGGCAGAAGACAGGCUGGUCCCACGCCUCAGAAGCCCCGGAAGCCCAAGAAGGAGGCUGGGAGCCCCCAAGCAUCCACGCUGGCGCUGCAGGGCGACAUCAGCCGGCGCCUCCUGAACGAGCCCUGGCCCCUGAACGAGGCCCAGCUCCAGGCCUCGGUGGUCAAGGUCCUGACGGAGCUGCUGGAGCAGGAAAGGAAGAAGGCCGCGGAUGCCGCCAAGGAGAGCAGCAGGAAGGCGGGGGGCCGCAAGCGGAAGCUGUCGGGGGACCAGACGGCUGCCAGGGCCCCCAAGAGCAAGAAGAAGAAGCAGCCGGUGGCUGGGGGAAGCGGGGAGGGUGCAGUCUCGCCAGAAAAGGCCUCCGGGACUCCUAAGGGGAAAUCCAAGAGAGCCGGAGCAAGUGGUGACAUCAAGGAGAAGAAGGAAAAAGAGUCUCCUGGCUCUCAGGGGGCCAAGGAGAGGCCAGAAGGGGAGCCGGGGACGCUGAAGGUGGAGGGUGGAGACCAGGGCAACCCCAAGAGCAAGAAAGAGAAGAAGAAAUCCGACAAGAAAAAAAAAGACAAGGAAAAAAAGGAAAAGAAGAAGAAAGCAAAAAAGGCCUCAACCAAAGACCCUGACUCGCCAUUCCAGAAGAAAAAGAAGAAAAAGAAGAAGACAGCGGAGCAGACUGUGUGAGGGGCACAAGAGGACAGAAGACGACAGCCAGCUGCAGUGUCCGUGCUGGCCGAGCGAGGGAGCCCUGCAGAGAGGCUGGUCCGAGGAGGAAGAGGAGGAAAUGCAUCCAGAUCCAGUGACCUCCACUCACUGAUUCCACGUCUGACUUCUGUCCUGACACCGAACGCUUCAUAUAGAUGUGUACAGUAUAUAUAUAUAUAUUUUUUUAAGUGACCUGCCUCCCCCUUCAAACACAACAUGCCCAGAGGCCUCGGGACUUUGCACCUCUUUGCCCUGCAGACCUAGCGAGGCCCAGCCUACAGCUCCUUCCAUCCCUGGUCUCUGGCUGAUGCUGAGGCCUUGUCCUCCUCUAUCAGUUUUUUCCCUGUUUUGUUUGUGGUUUUUUUGUAACAACUCAAAAUAAAAGGCUUGAAGGAAA
Felis catus (domestic cat) is the source of this 5029-nucleotide messenger RNA. RefSeq names its product treacle ribosome biogenesis factor 1 (gene TCOF1). Gene Ontology annotation, molecular function: protein binding. The record is from RefSeq and is a predicted model, not a curated record. NCBI's taxonomy places the organism in Eukaryota, Metazoa, Chordata, Mammalia, Carnivora, Felidae.